AUGUCUGUCAGCGCGGCCAACCCCGUUUCCCAAACCAGCUACGAUAAGAACCAUGAAUCCUACGAUAAAUUCCGCCCAGGAUACACAGAAGAGACGGUAUCCACGGUUGUUGAGGUGUGCAAACUUAGCGAGAAGAGCCAUGUUGUAGAAGUGGCUGCCGGAACCGGAAAGUUCACUGGCGAGCUGGUGAAGGUAACCAACGCGCGAAUCACAGCGGUGGAGCCUUCAACUGGAAUGCUAGAGUCUUUCCGCAAAAAUUUCCCAAACAUUGAGGCUAUUCAAGCCUCCAGUUUCGCGAUUCCGCUGCCUGACGCCUGUGCGGAUGCCAUUAUUGUGGCCCAGGGGUUCCAUUGGUUUGCCACGCACGAAUCCUUGGCGGAGUUUGCUCGCAUUCUCAAACCAGGCGGAGUGCUCUGCUGUGUAUGGAAUUACGAGGAUUUUGAUGCGUUAUCCAAAGACAGCUGGCAGUACCGCACUGUCAAAUUGUGUCACGGCCUCGACAAGAACGUGCCCCAGUACAACCAUAUGAACUGGCCCAAAGCGUUCGACAACCAGCCGUGGUUUGCUCCAUAUAAGGAGGUUAAAUUCCCCUACGAAAAGUCUAUACCCUCACGCGAGUUUUAUUGGAAUCUGUGGCGGACUCGGAGCUACUUGACAGCACUGGACCCUAGUGAAUUGGAGAAGGUCCACGACCAGUUUGAAAAGAUUAUGGACGAAAGUCUAAGUAAAGAGGAAAUCCAGCCCGACGGUUCGUUUAAUGCCAAGCGAGGAGGCCACGUUAUUUGGGCCACGAGAAACUAA
Wickerhamiella sorbophila is the source of this 801-nucleotide messenger RNA. Its product is annotated as putative methyltransferase-like C25B8.10. Gene Ontology annotation, molecular function: S-adenosylmethionine-dependent methyltransferase activity. The record is from RefSeq and is a predicted model, not a curated record. The transcript has a single exon. Bases 1 to 801 code for a protein of 266 amino acids. Lineage: Eukaryota; Fungi; Ascomycota; Dipodascomycetes; Dipodascales; Trichomonascaceae.